AUGAGGCAGGGCUGUGACAACGUCCGUCAGCGUGGUGGAACAUCAGGGAGGCAGGGCUGUGACAACGUCCGUCAGCGUGGUGGAACAUCAGGGAGGCAGGGCUGUGUCAACAUCCAUCAGUGUGGUGGACCAUCAGGGAGGCAGGUCUGUGACAAUGACCAUCAGCGUGGUGGGCCAUCAGGGUUUCAGGGCUGUGACAAUGUCCGUCAGUGUGGUGGAACAUCAGGGAGGCAGGUCUGUGACAACGUCCGACAGCGUGGUGGAACAUCAGGGAGGCGGGGCUGUGAAAACGUCCGUCAGCGUGGUGGAACAAGAGGGAGGCGGGGCUGUGACAACGUCCAUCAGCGUGGUGAAACAUCAAUGAGGCAGGGCUGUGACAACGUCCGUCAGCGUGGUGGAACAUCAGGGAGGCAGGGCUGUGACAACGUCCGUCAGCGUGGUGGAACAUCAGGGAGGCAGGGCUGUGUCAACAUCCAUCAGUGUGGUGGACCAUCAGGGAGGCAGGUCUGUGACAAUGACCAUCAGCGUGGUGGGCCAUCAGGGUUUCAGGGCUGUGACAAUGUCCGUCAGUGUGGUGGAACAUCAGGGAGGCAGGUCUGUGACAACGUCCGACAGCGUGGUGGAACAUCAGGGAGGCAGGGCUGUGACAAUGUCCGACAGCUUGGUGGAACAUCAGGGAAGCAAUUCUGUGUCAACGUCCGUCAGCGUGGUGGACCAUCAGGGACGCAGGGCUCUGACAACGUCAGUCAGCGUGGUGGCCCAUCAGGGAUUCAGGGCUGUGACAACGUCCGUCAGCGUGGUGGAACAUCAGGGAGGAAGGGCUGUGACAACGUCCGUCAGCGUGGUGGAUAA
This is a messenger RNA of Schistocerca gregaria, 852 nucleotides long. RefSeq names its product collagen alpha-1(II) chain-like. The transcript has a single exon. The record is from RefSeq and is a predicted model, not a curated record. The coding region runs from base 1 to 852 and encodes 283 amino acids. Lineage: Eukaryota; Metazoa; Arthropoda; Insecta; Orthoptera; Acrididae.